AACUUCAUCUUUGUUUUUGUUUACAGGUGCUUGCACGAAAAAGGGGCUCAAUUUCGCUGAAAACACCUCUUGAAGUUAAACAACAUUGGGUUUCAUGAACUAUUUUACCACGAAAUCACAUGUAAUAUGCUCAUCAUUUUUUAUAAGGACAGAAAGUCAGUUAUCUACCGGGUACCAGAAAUGUGAGAAUUUUAUCAGCUCAGGCGGCCUCAGCCACAAUCGUGAUUCAUGUGACGGUCCCACUCGAUUAGUUUUGUGUUUUCAGCAGCGAUUGAAUCCGAGCCGAGGGCGAGGGAGAGGCCGAGCCCGACAGGAUCAGGAUCAGAGAAAGCCUGCCAGUUUCUCCUGUGCAGUCCCACUCCAACCUUACCGAAAAGGGCAUGGAUUACAAUGAACGACACACUAGCAACCAUCAACGUUGAUCAGCUUAGCAAUGCUGUCAAUUCAGUUGUCCAGUCUACCGCAUUAGGCCAAGUUCCUUUAGACCCCUCCCCACCACCUGCCGAUCAUCCUGAUGCAUCCCCUCCCUUCUGUGAGGGGGGUAAGUUACCCUCCCCUGGUGGUGGUACAACACAGGUGGUGCAGCCAUGCGCCUCUUAUUGUGGGAGAACUUUCGGAGGGAGGCUGGCUGAAGGACAUAAUAGCAUCCCAGCGACUACCAUAUCUUCUCACAAGGCAAACAUUCCAGUACCGAUCCAUCAGCAGUCUACCAAUCAACCGGUUUUUCAUACCCAGACUCCUGGACCAGUAGUUCUUGUACCUAAUCCAGGAGUUCAGGCAGGGCAGAGAGUGGUUCAACAGAAACAAAGCUCUGCCAACAAUCAACCACAAGACCAAGGGCCAAAAAAGUUCUACAUGUUAAAACAAUCAGGUUCCAACUGGGUUCUAGUUCCAACACAAGCCCAAAUACCACCUCCUAUACAGUGUAACAAUGAUGGUCUGUUGAAGGCUGUCACUGGGAAUUCAGAUUCCAUCACAUACCGACCGUCUUCUGGUUUCAAACAAGGCGCUCCCAUCUCAGUUUCUCUACCAACUACACAAAGCUUGCCAAAUGUGAUAAGACCACAGCCACCUAAUAUAAACAUGAACAUCGCCAUUCAUCUACCAAACAAUGGGACAUCCUACCCUAUACCAGGACACACAAAGUCUAAUGGACCGCAGCAAGCCCUUCAACCAAUCAGGACACAGAUGCCCCUAGACUCCACCCAUCUUUUGUCCCAACCUUGCACCCUUGCUAAAUCAACUGUAUCCCCUAAAGUCAAUACUGGUCGGUCAAUGAAGCACAACGCACCUGUCAUGAUUCUCCCAAACACCCUUAGACCAUCUCAGCUACGACCUUUGACCUCUCAGGUGGGUCCGUUUCCUUCUCAGAUCAGCGUACUGCCCACUGGUCAAACAGGACUGACCACUGGACAAAGUGGACAGUCUCAGGUGUCACCGUUUCGUCAGGUUAGUGUACUGCCCACUGGUCAAACAGGACUGACCACUGGACAAAGUGGACAGUCUCAGGUGUCACCGUUUCGUCAAGUUAGUGUACUGCCCAAUGCUCAAACAGGACUGACCGCUGGUCAAACAGGACAGUCCGAGGUAGUGCCGAUGCCAUCAAGCUCGAACAUUACGGUUCCGUCUGUUCUUAGGAACAGCACCAGUGUUUCAAACAUCAACUUGUUUUCCCCUCCCCUCAACUUCGGAUCUCAAAUCCAGAUGCUGUCACCUUUGACGUCUCAAAAGGGCUGCCAUACCAGCAACAGCCUCGGAGGUUUGACCAACUCUUUAGAUCUACAACCAGCUCUGUUGAAUCAAGGUUUGGUACCUGAACUUGUCAACUUACAACCCCAGCAGAUAUCUCCUGGUGUAGUCAAACUAACAUCUGGACCACCCUUGAUCUCACAUCGUGAGGAGAGGUCAACGGUUAUGACCUCUAGAGUAAGGGUCAAGUCAAGAAACGAGCCAGGAGAGCAGAACAGAAAACAUAAAAUUCUAGAAUCAUGGUGUAUUUCCUGUAGAGCUAUUGUUAAAUGCUGCCCUCAUCAGAAACCUGCUGUUGUAGUUGCAGACAAGGCAGUUGAAACCAGAGCAAGGCAGUCUCUACCGGAUCUUUUGAUGCUCAAACCAUCCAUUGCCAUUCCAGGCGAGACAGGAGUCUACGCCAAGCGGGAGAUUCUGCCAAACACUCGAUUUGGACCUGUGGUCGGAAAACUUGCUGACGUCAAUUCAUCGACAGACCUAGAUGCAAUUGGCCACAAAACAUGGCGGAUAUUUUCUGAUAGAAAAUUGUGUCAGCUUCUCUUCACGAACGAUGAGAGUUGUUCUAAUUGGAUGAUGUUUAUUAAGAUGUCCAAAGACCACAACCUAAUGGCAUUUCAGAGCGGAGCUCACAUCUAUUUUACAUCACUUACAAAAAUUCAACCUGGUGAAGAGCUCGUUGUGUGGUAUUCCAAGGAGUAUGCAAGACUAAGAGGCAUCAGGGACUAUAAGGGCACCAUGAAAUGUCAGAAAUGCCAUGAGAGCUUUCCAGGCAACACUCACCUCCAGUGUCACAUGGCUGAAGCCCACCCUUCCUCUCAACAAGACAAGAUGUACAAGUGUGACGUGUGCUCCUACGUGUUCUCCUCAUCAUCCAAGCUAAGAACUCACCUCUUGACGCAUCUUGGGGUGAAACCGCAUCGAUGUAAGAUCUGCCACAAGGGAUUCACAGACCGUAGUAACCUCAGGGCUCACUCACUUAUACAUGCAGGAGUGAAGAAGUUCACUUGUGAGACAUGCAACAAGAGUUUCCGCCAGAAAGCCCAUUUGGUAUCUCAUCAGGUUACUCAUACAGGAAAACGAGACCUUCAGUGUUUCGUCUGUGAGAGGAUGUUUGGUAGACAGAGUGAUCUCAGUUAUCACAUGAAACAACAUAGAGAAACUAAGAAAUUGAGUUGCCCUGUAUGUGACAGAAGAUUUUACAAAGACUGCCAGCUGAUAAGGCAUAUGAAGAUUCACAGUGGACAAAGGGAUUACCAAUGCCACAUUUGUAACAAAGGAUUCAUCACUAAAUACCAUCUCAGUAGACACCUGAAGUCCUGUGAGCGGUAUGAGCGAUUCCGACGUAAGUCAUGGCCUAAUAGCUUGGACAGCAUAGCAGGAGUGGUUGGCCAAUCAAGUGAAGAAAGACAUUUUGUAAGGCCCACUGCUCCUGGAGACAUGCAAGAAAUCAUUCCCCCAAGGAGGAGACGUCAAAUGCCAGAGGUUCAGGAAGGGACUUCCUCAAGGAUUUUGAGAAGCUCUCGUGGGCGACCUAUCAAACCGAAGCCUAUUCCUUCAUACAUGGCUCAGCUCGUAAGCCCACCUUCAAGAGGAUUGGGAAGUGCAAAGAGAAAGAAGCGGGUGCCAAGGAAGGUUAGCCGACUUCCUAAUAGGGAGCUUGACUCUGGUUCCCUAGCACACACUGUUUCUGUGACUUUGUAUGAAGUACAACCUGGUAACACCCAAGAGAUUGGGCCAGGUGUAGGUCCACCAACAGAUGGUGUGCAACAGAUGGUUCAAGGUGCCAUUUCAGAGAAAACCAAGCCGACAAUACCACCUGAUCAUUCAUCAUCAAUGUCUGUGUAUGGUGUCCAGGGGGAGACAUCAGAAGGUAGUUCCGACAUGGCUGUUGAUCAGCAACAGCAGGGCAGCACUUUGUCUCAACUAGCUAUUUCUGUCCCUCAAGAAUCAUCCAUAGUUCUUGAUUGUGACAAUUAUGUUUCAUCCUCUUCAGUCACCCAACCUCACCUGCAAUCAUCCUACGCUUACACCUCUUCUGACCCUCAAGGAGAUGAUGGAAUCCAUGAUGGAUCCCUGACAACACCUCUCUUUGAUCUAGGUGAAGGGCCAACCAUGUCCUCUGCAGUCCAGGUGAUGCCAACUUACAACUCCCAAUCCUUCUCACUGGAAGAAGAAGACAGCCAUUCAGAUGCAUUUGCUGGACCUCAAGAGCAUUGCAAUCCAUCCGGCUCAUUUUUCAUGACCGAUGCUCCCAUGUCGGACCCUGUUGCAAGCAGCUCAUCACGGAGCCUUCGCCAUCAGACCCAUGUUGAUUCACUCGCCGAAGACAACCAUGCCGGUACCUUUGCAGAAGCUCGGGAACAUUGUUCUCCUGCACCGGCAUUAUUCAUGACCGAUGCUGCUAUGCCUGACUCUGUUGCCAGUACGUCCUCUCAGAACCUUGGUCAUGGGGGUCAUAGAAGCUCCUUGACAGAGGAUUCCCUUUUCUCUAUGGAUCCCUCUCAUGAGUCAGGGACAUCACUUUCCCAACACACAGGAGACAGCAUAGAUGACAUCAGUGUAGACUUAAGAGCCAUCGAGAGGGCGCUAGACUCGGAUGAAGAGGAGCCAUGUACUGAUGAAAGAAGGGGAGAUUCCCCAUCAGAGAACAUUGAGGAAUGACUUUGAUUCUUGCUGUCUGCCACAUAGCCAGCCAGCUAGAUUACCCAGCAUUAAUCAAGGUACUUGGGCAGCAUGUCUUAUGGUUAAACUUCAAUACAAUAGCUUUUGCACAGUGAAUUACAAGUAUGAGAAUGGGGGGGGGGGGAAAUUCCAUAAAUGUAAUGUCAUAUCAGGCAUAAGCAUAUAAUAUUCUUGCGCAUUAAAUUCAAGAAUAUAUGUGAUAUUAUGUUUAAAGUAAAGAUUAUAAAAUUAUGUAUUUUAACAGACUCAAAUGUAAACUGCCGAGUUGCCUUUUAACAACUUUGGUCUAAACCUAAUGCCCCUUUAAAAUCCUGCCAGCUCUUUUUUUUUUUUUUUCGAUUUUGGCAACAAAAAAUAUGUAUUAAAAAAGUGUGUCGACCAACCCAAAUUUUCAUACAUAUUCUACAUCAAAAAAAAAAGAUGUACUAAUGUUGAUAAAAAUCAGCUAAUGGCACAGUAGAACAUCAUUCAUCACGUAAGCAGAGGACAGUUAUGCAUAAACAAACUUAAAUCUAAAUGUCAAAAUAAAUUUAAGAGUUCUUUCAUGUCAUACACCCAAGCUCCCCCCCCCCCCCGUUACAGCGAAUAAUUUGGUAAGGUGUUAUUGCCCUUUCUUGCCAUAAGUUAUUACAUCUCAAGAGCAAUGUAUUCAUUGAUAAUCUGAUCCAUGUGAGUUAUUGUUUGUUAACAAGCAGAUUUGUACUUAUAAUGUACCGUAUUCUGGUUCAGUUAACCAAGGUUGAAUUUGACCAUAUGGAUUGCUAAUUUUCAACUCAUCCACAAAAUAAAAUUAUAGUCCUGAGAAAAGUUGUUCAAAACUAAGAAAUGUAUUUGUGUUGUUAAAUGAAAAUAGGAAAAUGAGAGUAUAUAUUGAUCAAGGUCAAACAUCAUUUUAGGUUUAGAGCUAAAGAAAAAAAAAAGAUUUUCUUCUUAUACAUAUUAAUGAAUGUGUUUUGAUUUAUUAUAUUUUAUCUACAGUAGGUACAUUGGAUUAUGUAAUACAUUAUUUGAUGGAAAAUACAGUUUUAGGGAUCACAGAAGAGAAUUUAUCAUUCUGAUAGGUUGGCAGGUCUGCAGUCAAAUUACAGUUGUAUAAUGUGUAAGUCUUGUGGAAAUUUAUCUGCCUGUUUUUCUGCUGGUUCUUCUGUUUCAUGGUCCUUUAUGUCUAGAAAUGUAAUCCUUGCCAAGCAAUUGUCACUUAAACCGUUUUUAGGGAUCACAGAAGAACAGAUGAGAAUUUGUCAUUCUGAGAGGUUGGCAGGUUUCCAGUCAUAAUACAGUUGUAUAAUGUGUAACUCUUGUGGGAUUUUAUCUGCCUGUACUCCUGUCAGUUCUUCUGUUUUAUGGUCAUUCAUGUCUAGAAAUGCAAUCCUUGCCAAGCAAUUAUAACUGGACAUACACUAAACGCAAAGUUAACCUUGCACUUAGGUUUCAUGAGCUGAGAGUAUAGAUAUUAUGAACGGAUGAUUUCGUACAGAUAGGAAAAUAACCAAUAAUGUGGAAGAGGGGCUAUAAAUAUUUUGUGUUUAUUUCCAUGAUGUACAAGAAUUUUAUGCAUGUUUGUAGAAAAUUUACUGAUAUGUAUUUUGUGUAUAGUAAAAAUAUUUAUGUUGAAUAUGAAAGGCACCCAAAUGUUUAAUUAAGAAUACAUCUAAUUAUUGCAGUAAUUCUAUGGAACAUGCACAGAUGGUAUUUCCAUUUUUAUUUCAACUUUUUCUUGAGGUAGAUUAAAGGGAUACUCAAGCAGGAAAAUUAUUGAUUGGAAUAGAUUGGUGACAUCAAACAAAUUAAUUACUGAAAUUGUUAUGGCAUUAGGUUUUGUAUGAUUCUGAGAUAGUUAUAAGCCAUGCCAUGUCAUCUUUUGCCUUUUUCAUAUAUGUUGUAUGAAAUUCAAUUAUAGUUCUGCUAAAUUUUCUGCUCCAAGAAUUUUAAUUUUUAUUAUAAUGUGCACUGUUAAAAUGGAAAUAUUUUGGUACCCAUGUCUAAAAAGAAAUCAUGUACCCGUAAUGAAAUGG
This is a messenger RNA of Lytechinus pictus (painted urchin), 6446 nucleotides long. RefSeq lists its product as uncharacterized. The record is from RefSeq and is a predicted model, not a curated record. Gene Ontology annotation, molecular function: protein binding; DNA-binding transcription factor activity, RNA polymerase II-specific; RNA polymerase II cis-regulatory region sequence-specific DNA binding. NCBI's taxonomy places the organism in Eukaryota, Metazoa, Echinodermata, Echinoidea, Temnopleuroida, Toxopneustidae. Bases 391 to 4410 code for a protein of 1339 amino acids. The transcript is spliced from 11 exons.